GGUUUUAACUACUGUAGAAAGUCCGAAUCCUCCGAAUUGCGUUCGUCUCUUCAAAGCAGCGGCUUAGCGGCAGACGCAGAGAGCACUAUGUCCCUGGCAUCCUGGUUCAGGUGGAAUGAGCCCCCAAACCGCAUUUCGCAGAGGAGCCCCACGGAAAUGGUGGUUGAGACGCUGAUGACGGAGCUGAACUGGCAGACCAAGCAGGCAGAGAAGCAGCAGCGAGAGCGGGAGAAUGAGUAUCGCAAGAUCAAGACUGGGGUGGACUACGGCUGGCUGGUCAGCUAUCCAAAGCAGAGCUACGAUAUCAGCCCAGGAGAACGCCUGCAGCUGGAGGAUAUGUGCACCAAAAUACACCCUUCCUACUGUGGGCCUGUCAUACUCAGAUUCCGGCAGCUCAUUGCUGAAUACGAACCAGAAGUGCAGGAAGUAUCGCGGCUCUUCCGCUCUGUCCUGCAGGAAGCUGCCGAGAAGAUCAAAGAGGAGGAAGAGGCCAAGAAGCUCGCCAGGCAAUGGAACACAAAGAACAAAACCAGCCUCUCCUUAGCAACAUUUAAAUCUCGGUCCAGGAUUUCCCCCUUCAUCAGUGACAUCAAGACCAUCUCUGAGGACGUGGAACGGGGCACCCAGCCUACCAGGAGGGUUUGGAGCAUGCCUGAGUUUCGGAAUGGCAAGGAUUACUGACUCUACACUGAGUAUGGUUUUUAGUGAUCUUUUAAAAGCCCAAUUAACCCUUUUUUAGCUCUCCUGCUUCUUCUUCGUUCCAGCUCUCUCUCUUCUUGCCUAUCUCUCUCUUGAAAGCUGUGUCCAUAGUAACUGCUGCCGAUGCCCACGCUGUGUGACACAAUUUCUUACCAAACAUGUUAGCCUUUCCUCUAACUCAGUAGCUAUUCAGUAACCUUAAGGGCAAGGCUCACUUAUGAUCUCAUUUUUAUUACCGCUUUCUUGUGGAAAACGCAUUAGUUUUGUGAUGACUGUUUUUUCCCUCUCCCCCUCAAGCCUGGAUGUAGUUAUCUACAAAUGCUUUUGGCCCAAGCUGGUGAGAGCUGCUAGCUGGACCAAUCUUGCUGAAAGCAAGACAGCCACUUAAAUGAGGAAGGCUUGCAGGAUCAGGCCUGCGAGUCAAAGCUAGUACCUGAUUUGGAACCAAACUUCCAACCAGUAACCUUCCUCAGUGCUACGAGAAACUUCACCGGUAACCUCAGCACUGCUCAUUGCUGACAAUUCACAAUCCAACCUGAGCUGAAACAGACCCAAGCUCUUUGAGAUGAAAGACCAAUAUUACCCCACAGCAACCAGUUUACGCAAGCUCGGGUUUCCUGGGUAUUUUCUCUUUUGUGCAGGCAGAACCCCUUGAACCUUGCACCAGCAGAGUAACUAGAAAUGUAACAACCCGCCAUGUAGCUGUAUGGGCGGAUACAUCAGUGCCCUGUCAAGUGCUGUGGAUGGUCCUCCCUGUUCUGUGUGGCUGAGCUCCACCCUGCCUCCCAGGAGUAAGUCAGUGGGCUGAAAUUAAUGUUUAUAGCCAAGCCUGAAAGAGUGCUUGAGUAUAGUAUCAAUGCAGAGAGCAGGGGGAAGGGAAUCAGUAUCCAGCUACAGGGCUCUCCGUGAGGCUGCAAUGGUUGAGAUCAUUUUAACAAGCUGCUGCUGUGAGUGACUGAAAGGCUCUGGUAGAGGAAGGUUUUUCUGUCUUCCCUCACGGGUGCUCAAAAGAGCUUUCCAGUAUCACAGGCUCUUGGCUGAUGAGUUGGUAUUAUUACAAAAGAAUCUUUAAUGCAAACUGAGCCACUUGUAGACCAGCAUAGCUCUGCUGAGACCCUGAAGGAACAGGAAAAUGCAGCUAAGGAAAAGCUACCACGGCCCUACCUCAGCAUCUGUAGAGAGAGCUCUUACCAGCAAAGGAAAAAGAAUGGCACACUCAAAGUCAUAGAUCCUGUAGAGAAGGCAAGGGCCAGGAUGCUUUGUGGUGACCAAAGGGAGUUGGGGAAGGAUGCUUCAGUAUGCUUCCCUUGCAUGAGUGGUGUUUGGGGAACCAUGCCAGGGGGGUUUGGGCCUCCAGCCUCCUGGAGGACCCUGUAGCUUUGUUGUUCUUUUGUCCAUUUCUGACUCUUUUUCCCAAGGGGUCUUUGCAGUAGCAUGCGGGUACUCCAGCCAAAAGAAAAUCCUUUGAAGCAGUGCCAGCUCUGGGAGGAAUUCCAGUAUGUGAAAUCUAUCCUAGAGUAGAAAUGUGCAGUUUCUUCCAGAGAUGGAGGAGGGCAGCAUAAAACAAAGAUCAAGAUCAAACCCUAAAGAGCUCUCUAAGACUGUGGGAUUCUGGCUUUUCCUCUUUCCCCUCUAGGCUAUCUAAGAUUGAAGACAAGGCUUUCCUACUAGCACCAGCCUGUAGCUUUUAGUCUUGGUAAAAACUGCUGCCAGCAAACCUCCUAGGGACAGAAAGCAAAAGUUCACUUCCAACAAAGAACUCAGGGUUUCCAAACACAGCAUCUAGUUUGGGCCACGCUAUUUCAACUCUAGGUCAAUGAGGGAGAGUUUGAAGCCUUCUGACAGUCAGCUUGGUGUUUUUCAGCUGUAUGUCCUUGCAAAGUAAUGUGAUUGCGUACAUGAAGUAAAACCAAAGUCUUGACAGGCUUAGCAUAGCCUUAGUUGUCUAGAUGACGUGGGAUCUCUAGCAAGGGAUCACCACAAUCUGUAGAAAAACUCUUGUUUGGAAAAAAGUUAACUUUUUCCUUUUAAAUGUAUUUUCAAGCUGCUGUAUGAUACUGAAGGCUGAGAUGAGUUAAUGAAUUUCAUGCUACAGCUCCUGUAGCCAUUUUAUUUGCACUCUUGUGUUUGACACCUUCAGUAUUGACUAUAUUGAUGCAAUACUUGAUGGACUGCUGGGAGAGACAGGACAUUCUGAGACACUGGCAUAAAGCUCUUUCUUACAGUGUAGUGUCUAUAACGUGCUUACUCUUUCUUAAGGAGAAGCAAGAGUAACGAACUGCCCCUACACCAAUGGACAAAGCCAAGGAAAUCACACUAUUAAAGAAGCCCCUGACCAUACCAUGUCCUUCUUCAACAAACUCAAGGCAGCAGAUACCAUUGUCAUCCAACACGCAGCAAAGGGAGACAAAUCCAACCUUCGAGCAAUGCCAUGUAUGUUAUGGCAGCCAGGCUGGGGUUGUGUGUGUGACAGCUGCUUUGCCUCAACUUACCCACCAUUUCUACAGCCACAAUAAAACAGAAUCCAAAUUUGUAAACAGUAUUAUUCUCUCUAUACCUUUUCUGAUAGUUACACUGGCUCACAGUAGUAUCUGAUGUUAAAAGGAUAUUCAGAUACCAAGCUAGGAGGUUUCUACUCCUACUCCGUGCUAUCUUGUACUCUGAAAGGUCCUGUUUGUCUGCAGCCAGCUGACUGUGACCUUCUGGUACCCCAGCAGAGCUGGGAAGAGGGUUAGGGAGCACCCGUCCUGCGCUGUGCCAGCACUGCUCAUUUUUCUUAGAAUGCCGUAGACUGAACCAUAAAUAAUCCUUUGGUCACAGCCUGUGUCAGCAGCUAGCCACUCAUGUCUGCCUUGUCCCAAUUCCACAUUUUGCAGGGCUAAAUCAGCAUUUCAGCUCAAAUCAGGAGCAUGCAACCUACUGUGGAUGGUCCACGGCACUGGAAGAAGCUAACCUCAAAGCCCCAUUGCAGCUGGCUCACAGACCGUAAAGCUGGACUCACACUGGUCUGAAGUCAGCUCUUGUGUUGUGUCAGCCUCAGGCCCUCACCGACAACUGGCCGAGUCCACAGCUCUGCUCCUCCUGGACUGCACCACUUACUAGGGUAGGAAAAAUCCAACAAACCAAAACAUUUCUACACAGCCCUGCUGAGUCCCUGGUCCAUUCUUAGCCUCUCCUAAGAGCUAGGCCAGUGUCUUAGUUCUUUAAGAAGAAUAAAAAGUCAAACAGCAACACAACAUCAUUAACAAACAAGGGAACUGAACAAGAACCAUUCUGCAUCUUCAGUCAUCCUCUCAAAACUGAGCAAGGAUUUUGGUAUUGGCCCAGAGCAUUACCGUUGCCCCCAUUGCUGACAGUGUUAUGCUGUUCAAAAGAGAUUGUUACACCCAGGAAAAAAGCAGUCCUAAAGUUACUCUAUAUUCUAACAAGUGCUGGCAACACCUCUAUAGCAGCUCAGCUGCACUGUUAACACUCCUCAGUCACCGCUCCCCUGAGGGAGACUGUGCAGCCCUGCUUCUAUGGCUUCUACAGCCCAGCCCGACCCGCAGGCUGUUGUAGCCGGCAAAGGUGUGCGGGAGGUGAGGUUCCUCACUCCUGUCAGCACAUCCUUCAGACAGCUGUCACGCCAUGGGGAACUGGAGUAAGCUCCACAGGAAUUACCUGUCUGCUGAGAUUGCACUGUUCAUACAUCUUAUCAUGGAACCUCAAAGAAUUAAA
Messenger RNA from Colius striatus (speckled mousebird), 4416 nucleotides. It is a transcript of the gene RD3, whose product is annotated as RD3 regulator of GUCY2D. The transcript is spliced from 3 exons. Lineage: Eukaryota; Metazoa; Chordata; Aves; Coliiformes; Coliidae. The record is from RefSeq and is a predicted model, not a curated record. The coding region runs from base 88 to 681 and encodes 197 amino acids.